Messenger RNA from Elaeis guineensis (African oil palm), 1641 nucleotides. Its product is annotated as (S)-8-oxocitronellyl enol synthase CYC2. NCBI's taxonomy places the organism in Eukaryota, Viridiplantae, Streptophyta, Magnoliopsida, Arecales, Arecaceae. The record is from RefSeq and is a predicted model, not a curated record.
CUCCCGAGUCCCGACCCCCAUUGCUACUCGAACCUUCUCUGAUCCUCUCCGGCUCUCCUCCCUCUCUCCGGCGACGGCGUCAACGGCGGUGGCGGACGCGGCUGGAGACGACACCGGCUUUCUCUCCUAGAGCCUCGAGGUCAGCCGGCAGGUGCAUGCGUGAGGUUGUAUCUCUAACAUCUAUGUAGUUAUGGACGUGGGCAAGCUAGACAGUGCGAGCAUCCCCACAGCCGAAGCCCGAGUGGCAAGCAUGGCCACGACGGCGGCGGUGGCGAGGAGUGUGGAAGGCAAGGUGGCGCUGGUUGCAGGCGCGACGGGGCUGGUGGGCCGGGAGCUAGUGAGAGCUCUGCUCCUCCCAAGCUCUGCAUGGAAGCUGGUGUACGGCGUUGCUCGAAGGCCCCCCGACGACGACGACGAUCAUGAACGGUACCGGUUCCUCACGUGCGACCUGCUGGACCGUGGGGAGACGAUGGAGAAGCUGUCGCCGCUGGCGGAGAAGGUGACGGACGUGUUCUGGGUGACAUGGGCGAGCCAGUUCCCACUGGACACCCGGGAGUGCUGCGACCAGAACCGUGCCAUGCUCUCCAACGCCCUCGACGCCCUCCUCCUCCCUGUCCCCAGCCCUGCCCUCGCCCACCUCGCCCUGCAAACUGGCACCAUGCACUACGUGUCCAUCAAGCAGGCCGCCGCCGCCGGCUGCCAUGUUUAUUAUGAGGAGGAGAGCCCGCGGGUGGGGGAGGAGGACCACAACUUCUACUACGCGCUGGAGGAUCUCGUCAAGGAGCGAUUGGGAGGUGGCGGGAGGAGAAUCGCCAGCUGGUCGGUCCAUCGCCCGGGGCUGCUGCUGGGCUCCUCCCGGCGAUCUCACUUCAACCUGAUGGGGAGUCUAUGCGUGUACGCCAGCAUCUGCAAACAUCUUGGCCUGCCCUUCCGCUUUCAUGGCCUCAGGCGUUGCUGGGUGGAGCCCUACAUGGAUGCCUCCGAUGCCCGAGUCGUCGCUAACCAGAAUCUUUGGUGGGCAUCGGUGGUAUCUUCUUCGACAUCCUCGUCACUACCGUCAACACCAUCAUCAUCGUUAUACUGUCAGGCUUUCAAUGCUGUGAACGGCACCGCCUUCACAUGGAAGGAGGUCUGGCCGGCGCUAGCGGCCAAAUUCGGGCUCUCCUUGCAGGCUGACGACGACGAUGAGUUGGUGUCGGAGGAGACGAGCUACAGUAGGCUGAUGGAGGACAAGGGAGCAGCGUGGGAGGAGAUCGUGGCCAAAGAUAGUCUGCGCCCCAGCCAGAUGGACGACCUCGCCAAUUGGGCCUUCCUCGACAUGGUGUUCCGCUUCCCGGCGAAGAUACUGGUCAGCUCCGGCAAGGCCCACCGCCUCGGCUUCACCACCAGCUACGCCGCCCUGGAAUCCCUGCUCUAUUGGGUAGAUCGGAUGCGAGAGGAGCGCCUCAUCCCUUCUUACUGAUUAACUUUUAGAAGGAUUGGUUUCUUUUAGUUGUGGAUCAUUCCGGCUUACCUACCCAAACAACUAAGUCACUACCCUUGUAGGCAAAGAACUCAGCCAAUGAAAGAAGAAAACUUUCUAGUACCAGGAUAUAUCAUGUAUAAUGGCUUUCUGAUCAAGUACUUUCUUGUGGUUCCAGU